Molecule: messenger RNA, 2144 nt
Organism: Closterium sp. Naga37s-1
Lineage: Eukaryota; Viridiplantae; Streptophyta; Zygnematophyceae; Desmidiales; Closteriaceae
Source: the annotation of a GenBank genome assembly
CUUCCCUAUUCCUGUGCUUCCCUCUCCCUGUGCUUCCCUCUCCCUGUGCUUCCCUCUCCCUGUGCUUCCCUCUCCCUGUGCUUCACUCUCCCUGUGCUUCCCUCUCCCUGUGCUUCCCUCUCCCUGUGAUUCACUCUCCCUGUGCUUCCCUCUCCCUGUGCUUCCCUCUCCCUGUGCUUCCCUCUCCCUGUGCUUCCCUCUCCCUGUGCUUCCCUCUCCCUGUGCUUCCCUCUCCCUGUGCUUCACUCUCCCUGUGCUUCCCUCUCCCUGUGCUUCACUCUCCCUGUGAUUCCCUCUCCCUGUGCUUCACUCUCACUGUGCUUCCCUCUCCCUGUGCUUCCCUCUCCCUGUGCUUCCCUCUCCCUGUGCUUCCCUCUCCCUGUGCUUCCCUUUCCCUGUGCUUCCCUCUCCCUGUGCUUCACUCUCCCUGUGCUUCCCUCUCCCUGUGCUUCCCUCUCCCUGUGCUUCCCUCUCCCUGUGCUUCCCUCUCCCUGUGCUUCCCUCUCCCUGUGCUUCCCUCUCCCUGUGCUUCACUCUCCCUGUGCUUCCCUCUCCCUGUGCUUCACUCUCCCUGUGCUUCCCUCUCCCUGUGCUUCCCUCUCCCUGUGCUUCCCUCUCCCUGUGAUUCCCUCUCCCUGUGCUUCCCUCUCCCUGUGCUUCACUCUCCCUGUGAUUCCCUCUCCCUGUGCUUCACUCUCACUGUGCUUCCCUCUCCCUGUGCUUCCCUCUCCCUGUGCUUCCCUCUCCCUGUGCUUCCCUCUCCCUGUGCUUCCCUUUCCCUGUGCUUCCCUCUCCCUGUGCUUCACUCUCCCUGUGCUUCCCUCUCCCUGUGCUUCCCUCUCCCUGUGCUUCCCUCUCCCUGUGCUUCCUCUCCCUGUGCUUCCCUCUCCCUGUGCUUCCCUCUCCCUGUGCUUCCCUCUCCCUGUGCUUCCCUCUCCCUGUGCUUCCCUCUCCCUGUGCUUCCCUCUCCCUGUGCUUCCCUCUCCCUGUGCUUCCCUCUCCCUGUGCUUCACUCUCCCUGUGCUUCCCUCUCCCUGUGCUUCACUCUCCCUGUGCUUCCCUCUCCCUGUGCUUCCCUCUCCCUGUGCUUCCCUCUCCCUGUGCUUCACUCUCCCUGUGCUUCCCUCUCCCUGUGCUUCCCUCUCCCUGUGCUUCCCUCUCCCUGUGCUUCCAUCUCCCUGUGCUUCCCUCUCCCUGUGCUUCCCUCUCCCUGUGCUUCCCUCUCCCUGUGCUUCCCUCUCCCUGUGCUUCCCUCUCCCUGUGCUUCCCUCUCCCUGUGCUUCCCUCUCCCUGUGCUUCCCUCUCCCUGUGCUUCCCUCUCCCUGUGCUUCCCUCUCCCUGUGCUUCCCUCUCCCUGUGCUUCACUCUCCCUGUGCUUCCCUCUCCCUGUGCUUCACUCUCCCUGUGCUUCCCUCUCCCUGUGCUUCCCUCUCCCUGUGCUUCCCUCUCCCUGUGCUUCCCUCUCCCUGUGCUUCCCUCUCCCUGUGCUUCCAUCUCCCUGUGCUUCCCUCUCCCUGUGCUUCCCUCUCCCUGUGCUUCCCUCUCCCUGUGCUUCCCUCUCCCUGUGCUUCCCUCUCCCUGUGCUUCCCUCUCACUGUGCUUCCCUCUCCCUGUGCUUCCCUCUCCCUGUGCUUCCCUCUCCCUGUGCUUCCCUCUCCCUGUGCUUCCCUCUCCCUGUGCUUCACUCUCCCUGUGCUUCACUCUCCCUGUGCUUCCCUCUCCCUGUGCUUCACUCUCCCUGUGCUUCCCUCUCCCUGUGCUUCCCUCUCCCUGUGCUUCCCUCUCCCUGUGCUUCCCUCUCCCUGUGCUUCACUCUCCCUGUGCUUCCCUCUCCCUGUGCUUCCCUCUCCCUGUGCUUCCCUCUCCCUGUGCUUCCCUCUCCCUGUGCUUCCCUCUCCCUGUGCUUCACUCUCCCUGUGCUUCACUCUCCCUGUGCUUCCCUCUCCCUGUGCUUCACUCUCCCUGUGCUUCCCUCUCCCUGUGCUUCCCUCUCCCUGUGCUUCCCUCUCCCUGUGCUUCCCUCUCCCUGUGCUUCACUCUCCCUGUGCUUCACUCUCCCUGUGCUUCCCUCUCCCUGUGCUUCACUCUCCCUGUGCUUCCCUCUCCCUGUGCUUCCCUCUCCCUGUGCUUCCCUCUCCCUGUGA